Molecule: messenger RNA, 7881 nt
Organism: Megalobrama amblycephala (Wuchang bream)
Lineage: Eukaryota; Metazoa; Chordata; Actinopteri; Cypriniformes; Xenocyprididae
Gene: furina
Product: furin (paired basic amino acid cleaving enzyme) a
Exons: 16
Coding region: 614-3043 (809 amino acids)
Biological process (GO): peptide hormone processing
Cellular component (GO): trans-Golgi network; Golgi membrane
Molecular function (GO): serine-type endopeptidase activity
Source: RefSeq, a predicted model, not a curated record
GUAUUUCCUGAGUAGCAGUACGUAGACUACCCUCUCCAGUCCAGUCCCUGGAAUGAGGUGUAUUUUUUAUAUCUUGUUUGUUUACUUGAUUCCGCCGUUUUGAAUCGUUCUAGCAUGCGUACGUAACUAUGUUGGCGUGUCGGUCCAAAGGUGGCUCAGACGAACCGGGUCUCAGUGAUGCCUUAGCGUCGCGUUACGUGCGACAGAGCAAGCAAACCUAUCGCAAAGUUUCCCUGUUGUACAGUAGAUGAGUGCGCGUGGACUUUAGGACAGUCCAGUUCGUCAGGACAUCUCAGUCUGUCCUCUUGACAACACUACUUCCUCGCUGUCUCGAGUUUAGCUUGUUUUCGGGACUGUAUUCGUCGUCAGUCAAACACGGUGGACUUUUCGUCGUGUCCGCGGACAGGUUUAGUGGAUUUACGUCGUGUCCAAGGAAACGGAAGAUUAGAAGCUGAUGCUGUUGAGGUGAUUCCUGAAUCAUUCCGAGUCCAUCUCUCUUCCUUGACUCCGUCUCUACAUGUGCCAGGGGCAGCACGGGUAUAGCAGUGGGCCGCUGUGCUGACGGACUUGGUGACAUUAGGAACUCCUGCCUUGGUUCCCUCCAUUGUGUCUAAUGGAUCUCAGGCUUGCCUCAUUGACGCUCUGUACACUACUGAUUCUCGUGACCUCCGGGCCACAGCCAUCCAUUGGACAGAAGGUUUACACCAACACAUGGGCCGUCCACAUCACAGGGGGAGAGCAGGAAGCGAACCGGAUUGCUAGAAAGCAUGGCUUUAUAAACCACGGGAAUGUAUUUGGAGAUUAUUAUCACUUCAGGCACCGCACAGUGGUGAAGAGGUCUUUAUCAGAACACAGAGGAACACACAUUCGUCUGCACACAGAACCCCAGGUAAUGUGGGCGGAACAGCAGGUGGUAAAACGAAGAUCGAAGAGGGAUAUUUACAAUGAGCCGACCGAUCCGAAGUUUGCACAGCAGUGGUACUUGUACAAUGAAGAUCAUCGUGACCUCAACGUGAAGGAAGCCUGGAAACAGGGCGUCACUGGACAAGGCGUCGUCGUGUCCAUAUUAGAUGAUGGAAUUGAAAAAAACCACCCAGAUUUGCUUCAAAACUAUGAUCCAGAUGCUAGCUAUGAUGUUAACGAUGGCGACCCAGACCCUCAACCUCGAUACACCCAACUCAACGAUAACAGACAUGGGACACGUUGUGCCGGAGAAGUUGCUGCUGUUGCCAACAAUGGCAUCUGUGGUGUCGGAGUGGCCUACAAUGCCAAGAUCGGAGGUGUGCGCAUGUUGGAUGGAGAGGUCACUGAUGUGGUGGAAGCUCAGUCCCUCAGUCUCAACCCACAGCACAUCGACAUCUACAGCGCCAGCUGGGGUCCUGAAGACGACGGCAAAACGGUGGACGGACCUGCAAAGUUGGCUAAAGAGGCUUUCCUACGUGGUGUACUAGAGGGCCGUGGAGGACGGGGCUCCAUCUUCGUGUGGGCUUCUGGGAACGGCGGCCGCGAGAAGGACAGCUGCAAUUGUGAUGGCUACACCAAUAGCAUCUACACGCUGUCGAUCAGCAGCAGUACGCAGAAUGGCAACGUGCCCUGGUACAGCGAGGCCUGUUCGUCCACCCUCGCCACAACCUACAGCAGUGGAGGCCUCAAUGAGAAACAGAUUGUCACUACAGACCUCAGGCAGAAGUGCACAGACUCCCACACAGGCACCUCAGCCUCGGCCCCGCUGGCGGCAGGAAUCAUCGCCCUCGCCCUUGAGGCCAAUAAAAACCUAACCUGGAGAGACAUGCAGCAUCUGGUUGUGAGGACGUCCAACCCUGCCCACCUCUCCACCAAUGACUGGAAGAUAAAUGGAGUGGGUCGCCGAGUAAGCCAUUCUUAUGGAUAUGGUCUGCUGGAUGCUGGGGCUAUAGUGGCUCUGGCAAAGAACUGGACAAAUGUUGGACCUCAGCAGAAGUGUGUCCUUUCCCUGGUGUCUGAGCCCAUGAAUAUUGGGAGCCAUUUGGUAAUCACCAAAAGUGUGGAUGCAUGUACUGGGACGGCCAACUUUGUGAGCUCAUUAGAGCAUGCUCAAGCCCAGCUCACCCUGUCCUACAACCGCAGAGGAAAUCUGGCCAUCCACCUGAUCAGCCCACAGGGCACCCGCUCCACACUACUUGCUCCCAGACCUCACGAUUACUCCUCUGAGGGCUUCAAUGACUGGGCUUUCAUGACCACCCACUCCUGGGAUGAAGACCCUCGUGGAGAAUGGACGUUGGAGAUCGAGAACGUGGCUGGAACCACCGACUAUGGCACUCUGACUCAGUUCACGCUGAUUCUCUAUGGCACGUCGUCUGGUUUAUCCAGCCCUUCAACAGCAGACUCCAGCCAGACCGCUGACAGCAGCUGCAAAACCUAUGACCUCAAUCAGAUCUGCACAGAGUGCAACCCCGGGUUCUACUUGUACCAGAAGGGCUGUGUGAGAGACUGUCCAGCCGGAUACACCCCGGGCACCCGUUCCACCUUCCUCCCCAACAACGAGGUGAUACCCGUCCUGCACCCCACCUGCUUGCCCUGCCACUCUGUCUGCCUCACCUGCAGUGCCACAGGGUCUCAGGACUGCCUCUCCUGCCCGCCUCACAGCCACCUGGACGUCGUUGCCGGCACCUGUCUGCACCAGAACCAGAUCCUGCGCGAGUCUCCGGACGGUGGACUGUUUCAGACGCAAGGUGACGGCAUGUCCUUGAAACCCCGGCCCGAACUGGCCUCUCGCCUGCCUGUUACCGUGGCGGUGCUCAGCUGUGCCUUCAUCGUGGCUACGUUUGUGGGUGUGUUUGGCUUUCUGCAGCUGCACACGCGCGGCCAGAACAAACUGCACUCUGUUGAAGCGGAGCCGGGAUCUGGCUUACUGAUCGGGUUUGGCUUGAACCGCACCGCAGUUGCCUACAAGGGCAUCCCGACCGUUUGGGGGGAGGAUGAGGGCAAUUCCGAGUCUGAGAAUGAGGAAUUCGAGAUCCACAAUGAGAGGACUGCCUUCAUCAAAACACAAAGUGCUCUUUAACCACGUUCCUCCCCUCUCUAGCCUCUACUGCACUGUUGUCUCUCUUUUUUUUUUUCUUUUUUUUUAAUAUACGUGUUUUCAUUCUGGGGUUCGUCUGAACAUAUCUCACUUUUGGGGCAUUUUGGUUUGUUUUUCCCACCUGUCUUAGUUAUAUGAGCCAUGAUUCACCUGGGCGUUGACCUCUCGGUGCCUCAACAUGGAAAGCUUCCAAACACAAGCGACGGGGACGAGACAAAACUACAAUAAACAUGAUUAUCGUUUGGUCUGUUCCUCUUGCCUAGUGAGAUUUAAAGAAACAAUGAGAUUGAAAUAUUUGCAUACGAGAAUAACAAAGCUUUUCUGUGAGUGAGUGAGUGAGUGAGUGAGUGAGUGAGUGAGUGAGUGAAUCGAGUGAGUGAGUGAGUGAGUGAGUAAGUGAAGUGAGUGAGCGAGCAAGUGAAGCGAGUGAGUGUAGCGAGUAUGUGAAGUAAGAAGCGAGUAAGUGAAGUGAGUGAAGAAACUGAAGCGAGUAUGUGGAGUGAGUGAGUGAAGUAAGUGAAGUGAGUAUGUGAAGUUAGUGAGUGUGAGUGAAUUGAGUAAGUGAAGUGAGUGAAGCGAGUAUGUGAAGUGAGUGAAGAAAGUGAAGUAUGUGAACCGAGUGAGUGAAGUUAGUGAAGUAAGUGAAGCGAGUAUGUGGAGUGAGUGUGCUUUCACAUUAGCACUUUUGGUGUGCACCCAGGUUCGAUUGACUUCAGAGUUCGGUACGUUUGGAUGAUGUGAACACUGUCUGAACACUGAAACUCGGGUGCGCACCCACGAACCGUACCCAAGUCCACUUAAAAAGGGUGGUCUGGGGUGCGGUUCAAGUGAACUCUGGUGCGGUUCGCUGCUGAUAUGAAGGCAAUCGAACCAAGUGUGAAAGCACCCUGAGUGAGUGGGUAUGUGGAGUGAAGUAAGUGAGUAUGUAUGUAGAGUGAGUGAGUGAGUGAAGUGAGUAUGUGUGUGGAGUGAGUAUGUGAAGUGAGUAUGUGUGUGGAGUGAGUAUGUGAAGUGAGUAUGUAUGUGGAGUGAGUGAGUGAGUGAGUGAAGUGAGUAUGUGUGUGGAGUGAGUGAGUGAGUGAGUGAGUGAAGUGAGUAUGUGUGUGGAGUGAGUAUGUAUGUGGAGUGAGUGAGUGAGUGAAGUGAGUAUGUGUGUGGAGUGAGUAUGUGAAGUGAGUAUGUAUGUGGAGUGAGUGAGUGAGUGAGUGAGUGAAGUGAGUAUGUGUGUGGAGUGAGUAUGUAUGUGGAGUGAGUGAGUGAGUGAAGUGAGUAUGUGGAGUGGGUAUGUGAAGUGAGUAUAUGUGUGGAGUAUGUGAAGUGAGUGAGUGAGUAUGUAUGUGGAGUGAGUGAGUAUGUGGAGUGAGUGAGUAUGUGGAGUGAGUAUGUAUGUGAAGUGAGUGGAGUGAGUAUGUAUGUGGAGUGAGUAUGUGAAGUAAGUGAGUAUGUGAAGUGAGUGGAGUGAGUAUGUAUGUGAAGCGAGUAUGUAUGUGGAGUGAGUGAAAUGAGUAUGUGUGCGGAGUAUGUGAAGUGAGUGAGUGGAGUGAGUAUGUGAAGUAAGUGGAGUGAGUAUGUGAGUGAAGCGAGUAUGUAUGUGGAGUGAGUGAAAUGAGUAUGUGUGCGGAGUAUGUGAAGUGAGUGAGUGAAGUGAGUAUGUGUGCGGAGUAUGUGAAGUGAGUGAGUGGAGUGAGUAUGUGAAGUGAGUAAGUGGAGUGAGUAUGUGAGUGAAGCGAGUAUGUAUGUGGAGUGAGUGAAAUGAGUAUGUGUGCGGAGUAUGUGAAGUGAGUGAGUGGAGUGAGUAUGUGAAGUAAGUGGAGUGAGUAUGUGAGUGAAGCGAGUAUGUAUGUGGAGUGAGUGAAAUGAGUAUGUGUGCGGAGUAUGUGAAGUGAGUGAGUGAAGUGAGUAUGUGUGCGGAGUAUGUGAAGUGAGUGAGUGAAGCGAGUGUGUUAUGUGGAGUAAGUAUGUGAAGUGAGUGAGUGAAGCGAGUAUGUUAUGUGGAGUGAGUAUGUGGAUUGAGUGAGUGGAGUGAGUAUGUAUGUGGAGUGAGUAUGUGGAUUGGGUAUGAAAAGUAAGUGAGUAUGUGAAGUGAGUGAGUGAAGCGAGUAUGUUAUGUGGAGUGAGUAUGUGAAGUGAGUGAGUGGAGUGAGUAUGUAUGUGGAGUGAGUAUGUGGAUUGGGUAUGAAAAGUAAGUGAGUAUGUGAAGUGAGGGAGUGAAGUGAGUGAGUGAGUGAGUGAGUGAGUGAGUGAGUGAGUGAGUGAGUGAGUGAACUUACGUUUUUAUGAAGUCAGUCAGUGCUGCAGUGGGUUGGAUCCACUGGCUUUGCGCAGGGAGCCUUUUAGAAGAACAUAUCACUAUUUCUUCAUGAUCAGAGAUGGAGAAGAGAGCAGCAUGUUGUCUUGCACACAUUUAUAGAGCUUACUGCUCCCCCUGGAGCAUCUGCAUUGCUGAAUUCAUGAUUUUUCUUUUAUGUAAGCUUUUUUAAGGAAUCCUUCUCCAAAAGAUAAAACUUCUGUCAUCGUUUGCGAACACUCUUACCCUCAUCAUGUCAUUGCAAACCUGCAUGACUUUUUGUCAAAAGUCCAAAGGCUUUGUAUCCAUAUCACCAUAAAUAAAUGAGGACUAGGGCUUUUCAAGCUCGAAAAGGACAUUACAAAUGUGUAAUGUUUAUUGAAGUAAAGACAAAAAGUGGUCUAGUUAAUUUUUAUAUGAAUUGAAUUUGGGUGACUGGGGCCAUUCGCAUAUGGUUCACACACAUAUACUGUAUGUGUGUGAACCAUAAAAGUAUUUUAUGCAACUUCUGCGUUGUUCUCAAAUGUCAUUCACUUCAAAUAAGGCUCCUCAAAAUGUCAAAAUCAUGACGUCAAACCUGUAUAUUUGUUUGUUUUAUAUAUCAUUUUAAUUAAACAUGAGCAGGAAUGGCAUUUGAAACGAAGCAUGGAUGUGCAGGAGAAUAUUAUCAGCAAAUAAAUUGAUAAGACAUCAAACAACUUUAAAUAUAGUUUUAUGCACCACUUUUAUGGUGCUUUUGUUGUCUUUUUUGAUGCUCGACAUCCUCUACCCGCAUUUAUUUAAAAAAAAAAAAAAAAAAAAAAGCUCUGGUGAUUCUACAAAAUGACUUGUUUCAUUACAGCAAGAUCUCACGCAGGUUUGAAACGACAUGAGUAAGUGAAUAUGGUAAAUAUUUUCAUUUUUGUGUGAGAGAUUGCUUGCGAACUGCAGUAUCCCUGCGCUCUUUGACUGUAUGUAGGUGAGAAACUCUGAUGUCGGUCAGCCUCUCCGAGCCAAUUUAAUUCUGUCCUCCAGUCAAGGGUUUGAAACACUAGAAAGAGUCUUUGCUAAUGGCCCAUCCUGAAAGGACCUGGCUUCCUUUUUGUCAUGUUUAUAGUGAUUAUAUAUAGAGAUUAUGGAGGUUUUGUACAAUAUGGGUGUCUUUUUUUUAAAUAAAUCAGAGAAAGGGCUCUCAUGACCACCACCCCGAGCAGCUGUCUGAUAUCACUUAGGAUUGGUUUAGUUUGAUCUGCUCUACAGUCUUUUCAUCAGGUGUUUUUCUUUGCUUACUAAAGUUUAUUAUUAGUAAUAUGCUUGGCCUCGUCAGCUCAUCUGCAACCUGCCCAGAAUAUAGUAGUUGUUUUUCUGUUGUUUUCUGAGUCACAUAUUCAUGUUACAUAUGUUGGUUUAAUGCAUUAUCUUUACGAAAUGACAAUGUUAUCUAUCGAAUCUGUGCAAUAGAGACCCAACAGAGUUAUGUGAUGGAGUUGGAGUCCGGCUUCCUUUAUCAUAUCAUAUAUAUAUAUAUCAGAUCACAGUGAUUUGUGAUAACUGGCGAUCAUGAUCAUUUCAAAACCAUUGUUGUUUAGUCUCCUUACGACUGCUCAAAACAAACACAGGCGACUUGCACCAUCCUCAGCCUUGACUUUCCUUAGUUUUGUUGGGUAGGGCAACCAAAUUUUAUUUCACACUAUCAAUUCAUUAUGGUAAAAUGAAAUGUGUCCCGUUUAUCUACACACUCUCAUAUGUCCGUAAACCAACAGAACGUCUUCACGUACAUCUAAUUUCACAGCUGGUAAAUAUCAUGAUAUUUGACAAUAAUGUUGGCCCCACUGAGCUUUUUCGCCCCCUGCAGUAAUGAUUUGGCCUUACAGCUGUGUUUUGGAAAGCCUUAAAGUGUGCAAAGGCAUGACCAAAGACCACAGGAUGAAAAUCUGCUUGCCUUAGAGUGAUAACAUGACCUGAAAAAAACAAACAAACAAAAAAACACAUUGAGUAAAUUAAUAAAUAACACAAUGUUUGGGGUGUUUUUUUGUUGCAAUGUUAGUUGCAGUUUUAAAUUGGGUCGCUGGUUUGGCCAUACACAUUUAAAAAAUGCUUCGAAUGGGCUGUUGAAUUACAUUUUUAUGUGUGGUUGUGGUCAAAAUGCUGGUGACAACAGUUUUUACACAGGUCAUGCGCAAUAUGCUUUCACAUUGAUGGUGCGAUAAUUGCAUUGCGCUUGAGGGUUUGUGUGUGUGCGUCUGUGUGUGUGUGUGUGUGUGUUCGGGCUGAACAAGAACCUUCUGGACUCAUAGGAUUAUUUUCUCCUUUAUUUGAAGAGUCAACUGAUGCAUGUAGAUCCCCAAGUAGAAAACACCAAUCAUUUAUAUGACUACCUGAGACGGGAAAAAAAAAAAAAAAAAUUAAGGCCUAUUUUUGUACUAUAUAUGGUGCAUUGUCAUUUACAUGUAAUUUAAAGAUUAUUUUGCUCUUUUUCUUUUUAUUUAAUUGAUGUCAAUAUGCGAAUUAUAGAUUAUACAAAAAAAAAAAAUAAAGAUCUAUGCAAACUUCA